Molecule: messenger RNA, 1807 nt
Organism: Salvia hispanica
Lineage: Eukaryota; Viridiplantae; Streptophyta; Magnoliopsida; Lamiales; Lamiaceae
Product: AAA-ATPase At3g28580-like
Molecular function (GO): ATP hydrolysis activity; ATP binding
Source: RefSeq, a predicted model, not a curated record
UUCCCAAAAUCGACCAUGGCAGCAACUCCCAAGGCCGAAUGGCUAACCCAACUAGGCUCCGUAAUCGGCGGCCCAGUCUUCGCGUACACCAUGUUCCGAUACUACUUCCCCCGCGAGAUCACACGCCCCCUCAAAUACUACUUCAAAAAACUCAUCAACUUCUUCUACCCAUACAUCCGCAUCACCUUCCCUGAGUUCCAGCCCGACGGCUUCCAGCGCAGCCUCGCCUACGCCGCCAUCAAGCGCUACCUCAACGCCCACUCCACCUCCCAGGCCAAGCACCUCCAAGCCACCGUGGCCCGCGACACCGAGGCCGUGGUCCUCACCAUGGCCUCCAACUCCAGCGAGCUCGUCACCGACGACUUCCGCGGCAUCAAGCUCUGGUGGGCCUCCCGCGAGACCCCCCCUUCCUCCCAGACCAUCUCCUUGGGGCCGCGUGAGGCUGACAAGCGCUUUUUCUCCCUCACCUUCCAUCGUAAACACCGCCAGCUCAUCUGCAAUGAAUAUAUCAAGCACGUGCUUGACCAGGGCAAGGCGAUCACGGUCAAGGAGAGGCGGAGGAAGCUCUUCACGAAUAGCAAAGGAAGCGACGGCGGCGGAUACUCUUACGGCCGCAGGAGGCUCUGGAGCGAGGUGGUGUUCGACCACCCUGCGACGUUCCAGACGCUAGCAAUGGAUCCUGUUAAGAAGAAGGAAAUAAUCGAUGAUUUGAUCAAUUUUUCGGAGUCGAAAGACUACUACAAGUCGGUUGGGAAGGCGUGGAAGAGGGGCUACCUCCUGUACGGCCCGCCUGGCACCGGGAAAUCCACCAUGAUCGCGGCCAUGGCGAAUUUGUUGGAAUACGACGUGUAUGAUCUCGAGCUGACCGCGGUGAAGGACAACACGGAGCUGAGGAAGCUUCUGAUCGACACGUCAGGGAAGUCGAUUAUUGUGAUCGAGGACAUUGAUUGUUCGUUAGAGCUGACGGGGCAGAGGGAGAGGAAGGAGAAGGAAGAGGAGAAGAAGAAGAAGGAGGAAGAGAAGGAUCCGGUGAAGGAGAAGAUGAAGAAGAUGGAGGAGAAGAAGACGAGCGAUGUGACGCUGUCGGGGCUGCUUAACUUCAUCGACGGGCUGUGGUCGGCGUGUGGGGGGGAGAGGAUCAUCGUGUUCACGACGAACUACGUGGAGAAGCUGGAUCCAGCGCUGAUUCGGAGGGGGAGGAUGGAUCAGCAUAUUGAGCUGUCAUACUGCGGGUACGAGGCGUUUAAGGUUUUGGCGAAGAAUUAUUUGCAGUUUGAGGAGCAUGAGUUGUUUGGGAGGAUAAGGCAGCUGCUGGAGGAGACGAAGAUGACGCCGGCAGAUGUGGCGGAGAAUUUGAUGCCGAAAUUGAGGGGUGAGGAUAAGGAGAGGUGUUUGAUGAGAUUGAUGAAAGCGAUUGAAGAGGCUAAGGUCAAAGCUGAGGAGGAAGAGAAACUCAAGGCUGAAGAAGAAGAAAAGAAGAAGAAAAAGGCUGCUGAAGAAGACAAGGGGGAAAAGAAGAAGAAAGAAAAUGGCGAUGCAGAGGAGGCCAACGGCAGCACAGAUGGGGUGGUCAAAGAAAAUGGAGUUGCAGAGAAUUGUGCGUAGAUUUCUUAUGCAACAAAAACAAAAUUUAUCUCAGGAGAAAGGAAUUGGUCAUAUACCACUGUAAAAAAGGUUAAAUCCUGAAAACCACUUUGCAAACUUGAUCAAAAUAAUAGCUGCAGAAGAAUUGUAAAUUAGUACUAGUACUCAUAAAUUAUACAAUCAUGUUGCAAUUGCAAACCCAGCCAAAAUUCCUGAUUUUCAA